Messenger RNA from Rotaria sp. Silwood1, 402 nucleotides. NCBI's taxonomy places the organism in Eukaryota, Metazoa, Rotifera, Eurotatoria, Philodinida, Philodinidae. The record is from the annotation of a GenBank genome assembly.
AUGUCUUCAAAUCAAAUCCAACUAUCAAAAUUUGAAUUAAUACGCAAUGAAGUUUUACUGGAAAUUCUUGAGUAUUUUUCAUCCUAUGAUAUAUUUCAAACAUUUUAUUAUCUCAAUAAACGUUAUAAUGCUUUACUUUUUUCACUUUAUCUUCGUAUGGGUCUGCUAAAUAUAUCGAAAAAGUCUUUCGAUUAUUAUGAUUAUUAUAUAUUUUCUCUUGUUGCAAAACAUAUUAUUUCAUUUCGUCGUGAAGAUAAAUUUGUUCGUUUAUUAUAUCAAAUUCUUUUAUCUUAUUUUAUUUCAAUAAAAUAUUUGACUAUCUAUAAUAUACAUAUUGAAAGUUGUCAAUCUAUUGUCUUACAGUUAAAUAAAUCACGACAACUUAUUUAUUUAAAUCUAUAG